Molecule: messenger RNA, 1306 nt
Organism: Branchiostoma belcheri (Belcher's lancelet)
Lineage: Eukaryota; Metazoa; Chordata; Leptocardii; Amphioxiformes; Branchiostomatidae
Product: THO complex subunit 6 homolog
Exons: 14
Coding region: 28-1050 (340 amino acids)
Biological process (GO): mRNA export from nucleus
Cellular component (GO): THO complex; transcription export complex
Molecular function (GO): protein binding
Source: RefSeq, a predicted model, not a curated record
CAGGCAGGUCAACUUUCCCGUGAUUCAAUGCGGCACAAUAUGGCGGACAAUUUUGAGACCGAGAUGCUGAACCAGCGCAGACAGCUGUACACCACAGUUUUCUCCCAGUCCUUCUCACCCUGUGGACGGUUUGUGGCAGUGUGCGAUAACUUUGGCAGGAUCACACUUUUCAGUCUUGCAGCCUCACUGAGUGCCGAUGCAAAAGAGGACAGUCGGAAACCAGUCUUUACCUUCCAAGCUCACAAUGGCCCAGUGUAUUCACUGUCUUCAACAGAACGGUUUCUUAUCAGUGCUGGCACAGGUGACAUCAAAGCAUGGAGCUGGCCUGACAUCUUGAAAAAGAGCCCAAAAGUGCAGUGGUCUCUGUCACCUCCAUUCAACCACAGCUUUGAUAAUCCAGAAACCAACAGUGUGGUGAUUACAAAGGAAGGGACACUCUGUUCUGGAUGUGGAGACAACAAUGUGUAUCUGUGGGACAUGCAAACAGGAACUUGCACAAGCACACUCAAAGGCCACACAGACUACAUCCAUGCUCUUACCCUGAGGAGCAAUGACCAGCAACUGGUGUCUGCUGGGGAAGAUGGGGCCAUCAGAAUAUGGGAUUUGCGAGACUCCAGAGAAGCAGCCCAUGUAUUGGAGCCUUACAAACAUGACGUGUGUGGGAGACCAGAGCAGGGCAGGUGGAUUGGGUGUGUAGCUGUGGACAGUGGGGACGACUGGCUGGUAUGUGGAGGAGGGCCUUCCCUGUCACUGUGGCACAUGAGGUCGAUGACCCCAGUGGUGGCCUUCUCCAGCCCCGACUCCUGUCAGAAUGUGGUGAUGCUUCAGGAAGACCAGAUCAUGUCAGCAGGGUCCUCCCCCUGUGUGAACCACUGGAGUAUGAAUGGCGAACUGCGGUCGCAGGUCCCCUGUACACCACCCUGUAUCUACAGUCUGGCCAUCAACACCAACUCUGCCAGCUAUAAGGUGCUGUCAGCUGCAGGCAGCAGUGCUAAAGUCGACAUCUUCACCAACUUUGGAUACAAGGCUUUCUCCAUGCUGGUGUGCUGACAUGCCUGAUGGCCGUGGGAAGAACUACAUUUUGUAGAUAGACCACUAAUAUUAACAUCAGCAUACUAGCAACAGAAAUCAUACUUGAAGACUGGAAUUGUGGCACUUUCUUGUCUUGCACAAUGUACACAAAAGUUAAGCCUAAUUGAAUGUAAAAGAUUUAAAGGCAAAAGUAAGACAACAGUUAGUUUUCUGUGGUUUGGUACUAGUGGUAUAAAUUAAAAGCGGUAACAUCACAUCCUUACUUGACUCAAGA